Messenger RNA from Letharia columbiana, 588 nucleotides. RefSeq lists its product as uncharacterized. The record is from RefSeq and is a predicted model, not a curated record. Lineage: Eukaryota; Fungi; Ascomycota; Lecanoromycetes; Lecanorales; Parmeliaceae. Gene Ontology annotation, biological process: protein targeting to ER. The transcript is spliced from 3 exons. Gene Ontology annotation, cellular component: endoplasmic reticulum; mitochondrion. Bases 1 to 588 code for a protein of 195 amino acids.
AUGUCGGGCCUCAGUUUAGCUAAUCCCCAGAUCACUAAUCUGCUCAUCAUACUCGGUAUGAUGCAGGUAUCUAAGAAGAUACCCUUCGAAGACCCUCAAGUCCUUAUGGGCGUCCGCGUCCUAUACGUCGUCUCCAAUCUUAUCAUCUUGGGCAUCUACUUCUACAUGCAGAUGAAGAUCAACAAGAAGAAGGACCUCACUACCCUCAAAUACGUCGAACCACCACCAAUGGGCUCAGCCGAAGAGCCCAAACUCAUCACUACGACUGUCCACUCGUACGACUUACAGCAGCUUAAGGGGAUGUACAAAUCGCAGUUGAUGGGGGUAGGAAUGAUGGGCGUCAUGCAUCUGUACAUGAAGUACACGAACCCGCUCCUGAUCCAGUCGAUCAUCCCGCUCAAGGGCGCAUUUGAAGGGAAUUUGAUGAAGAUACAUCUGUUUGGGCAACCGGCUGUCGGGGACUUGAAGAGACCGUGGAAGAGCGCAGGUGGCAUGAUGGGUAUGGGUGGGGGAGGGGACCUCAAGGCGGAUAAGAAAAGUAUUGAGCAGGCGGAGAGAGCUGGAAGUGGGGGUGUCAAGGAAGAGUAG